CGCUUAAUACGAUUUGACUUACAUCUCACAACGCAACAAGAAAAAAAAAGUUGACCUAGUAAUCUCAUUAAAACUGCUAGGUUUGUUAUUUAAAUCGAAAACCCGGCUCCAAAGCCCCGAGACGAACUAAGGCCGUCAUAAUGAAGAUCCUAGAAGCCCAGUCAGCUGUGUUAACUAACGUCGAAGUUCACACAUUUUUGAGCAAUCAAGCAAAACAAUAUAAUGACCAAAAGCGCAAGGGACCUACAAAUUUGGAGACACUACGUAAAGAGGUGCUGCAAUAUUUCGAGAGCCCGCCAGGUCCUCUGAGUCAGAAGCCGUUGCCCUUUGAUGCAGCGGUCAUCCCCGAGUUGAUCAAGAGGCUGCGCCAGUACCAGAUCACCAAAGGAGAGUGUAUCAUGCUCUUUAAUAUUCGCCCCACUAACGUUCCAGUCCUAAACACUGUUAUCGAGGAUAUGGAAGACCGCUUUAAUGGCGAUCAGCAGCAGGAGAUCCUCGAUAUAGUCACCGAAAUCCUCGGGCAGUUCCCCCAGGAGCCGGAAGAGGGUGACCAGGGAGACGACGUUAUGGAAACUACUGAGAAUGGGCACUCAUGAGGAUCGUAGACACCGAUAACAACUUUAAGUUCUUAAUAUGGCUUAUGCUCCGGGUUCUAGGGGGCAUUUGACAAAAAGGUGCCAUCAUUCUUAACACCUACAACACCAAACACCCUCCUUCACUUUGCCCACCAUCAGUUACAGUCGUCCUUACUGCGGUAUUGCAUAUCUCCUCGAAGGCUAGCUUGAGGAGUUCGCCGGUGACAGCCGAGCACUCGACGUAUUUGUCCACUCUCAUCUCUUGCGACACAUUAUGUCCUUCCUGAGGAUAUAUGAUGCCAUUGGGAUCAGUUUCGGA
Messenger RNA from Daldinia loculata, 894 nucleotides. RefSeq names its product HRDC-like protein. Gene Ontology annotation, cellular component: RNA polymerase III complex. Gene Ontology annotation, biological process: transcription initiation at RNA polymerase III promoter. NCBI's taxonomy places the organism in Eukaryota, Fungi, Ascomycota, Sordariomycetes, Xylariales, Hypoxylaceae. Gene Ontology annotation, molecular function: nucleotide binding. The record is from RefSeq and is a predicted model, not a curated record. Bases 141 to 596 code for a protein of 151 amino acids. The transcript is spliced from 2 exons.